This is a messenger RNA of Salvia miltiorrhiza (redroot sage), 1525 nucleotides long. RefSeq lists its product as uncharacterized. Gene Ontology annotation, molecular function: protein binding. Lineage: Eukaryota; Viridiplantae; Streptophyta; Magnoliopsida; Lamiales; Lamiaceae. The transcript is spliced from 2 exons. The coding region runs from base 269 to 1525 and encodes 418 amino acids. The record is from RefSeq and is a predicted model, not a curated record.
UUUCCUUGUUCGUCUUCACUAAGCAAGCUUCCAUCGCUGCAGCGGCGGGGAGGCGGCGGGCCGAUUCCUGAAAAAAACGAGUUUUAUGUAUAAGGGGCGCCAUUUUCCGGUGAGUUGGCGGCGUGAAUGAUGGAGAAUAGGGCUAUAGUUAUUAAUUAAAAUUGAAUGGGCCAUUUUUGGAUUUUAGGUUUAUUUCGGUUUGGGCCAUUUAUUUAGGUUUACUCCGCCGCCGCGUUCUAGACAUUUCACCGGAAAUAGAAAAGCUGAAAUGCUUCGUUCGAAACCCGCCUUCCGCAAGCCACCGCCUCCGCCGGUGCGUCGCUGCUGCGUUUCGGAUCCCUAUUCCGACAUUCUUAGUAGAGAAUCGGAGAGGCCAACAAACAUAGAGUCCCUCCCCACAGACCUACUGUUGGAAAUUCUCCUCCGAUUGCCGGCCGAUCAUCUCUACGAGAGAGCGAGGCUCGUCUGCCGGCAGUGGUACCACAUUAUCCAUUCUCAUGCCUUCAUCAACGCGCAGAUGCACGGUGCUACCUAUGGACUCCUUUUGUCAUUCCUAGACAAUAAUGCUCUGCCACUUUAUGUAACAGCCGACAAAGACGGUGGAAUCCACACAUCUGAGAUAAAUCACACCUCCAAAUCGGGAGUUCUUGCUACCUGCAACGGUUUGGUUCUGGAGUUGGAAGCCAAAGGUUACUACUUCCCUCGUCUUGUGGUUGUGAAUCCUGCAACGAAGCAAUCAUUCCUCCUCCCACCAUUCCCUCUUCUUGAGGUUGUGAAUCCUGCAACGAAGCAGUCAUUCUUCCUCCCACCAUUCCCUCGAGGCGUAGCCUAUGACCGGCUCCUGUAUGGUUUUGCAUACUCUGCAGCUUCCUUGGCGUAUAAAGCGAUUGCACCGUGCACUGUUCGCCAAUCGCCACGACGCCUAGAAACUGACUACGGUCUUCACGUGCUCACUGUUGGAAUCGAUGAAUCGUGGAGGGACGUCGAGGUUCACCACCUCCCCGACCAUGUCAGGUCAUUUUUCUUCCAUCAGUCUCCCUUGACUAGUGAAGGUUUCUUGCAUUGGGGAAGCGGGAGGUACUGCGUGACGAUGGAUGUGGAGACGGAGAUCAUUACACUGAGUGAAGCCCCUCAUCAGUACCAUGAAAACGACUAUUAUUAUUAUCUGUCAACUGGGAGGUGUGUGUCGCUCCUGGUUGCGUGUGGGGAUCUGUCGUGGGAGGUUUGGGAGAUGAAGGCAGAGACGGGCGAGUGGAGGAAGGCGCUGCCCAACGUCGAGUUGGGGGCUGAGAAAUGCAGGAUUCAACAGUUUUCUGAUGGAGCUCUUGAGCCACUUGGUUGGGUUAAAUAUCCACAGGUUUUGGCCUUUUAUUUUGGCGCUUAUUAUUGUCAUGAGAAGCAAAUAUGUCAUUGCAUUUUGUACAAUCUUGAUACGCAUCAACUCGACUCCAUAGAACUACCACAUUCCUAUAGUAGAGAUCAUGAUGUUUUUCCUCAUAAGAAUAAUCUGAUAUGGCUAAGUUAA